This is a messenger RNA of Mercurialis annua (annual mercury), 804 nucleotides long. RefSeq lists its product as uncharacterized. The transcript has 2 exons. Bases 17 to 748 code for a protein of 243 amino acids. The record is from RefSeq and is a predicted model, not a curated record. Lineage: Eukaryota; Viridiplantae; Streptophyta; Magnoliopsida; Malpighiales; Euphorbiaceae.
UAUAUUUUAAUUGUUAAUGAGGAAGAAAUCUUUUGGUCAUAAACCGGAUAGAAAUCAAUCUUCCGUCGAUACACGCUCCGAUAUGUCAAACACAGAUAUUGUCGGUGAUGAGACUACAUCCAGGCAGAUUGAUGACUCACCUGCUGUUGAGACUACUGAUGUCAUGGAGUCUUCCGAGUUGCAUGAAACCGCUUUAAAUAAGGGAGAUGACGCUGCACAACAAAAUAUUCCCGUUGAACAAGAGGACUCUAUCUUGCAGCCUGUUAUCCCAGAAACGCGAGAUGAAGCAUUGGAUGUUGCUGCUAAACCGCCACGAGCAAAAUAUACAAAAUUGACGAUUAUUCAAAAUCGGUUCAAAAAUGUAUCUCCCGCUGUUGAUCAGGACAUAAUAGCACCAGAAACUGUUGUAACUGAAUCACAACAGUCGGAUCAAGAAUUAUCCAAACCAGCUUCUCGAUAUUCGAAGCGUUUGAAGAAUACUGGAACUCCUUCUUUUCUUUCGGAUAUGGCGAAACUAAAGGCAUCAUACACUGCCAAAAAACAAGCCAAGCAAGUUUCUGACGAAACUAAUGCGAAAGACAGUGUUGUUGAUGAACUUGUUGUACCGGAAAUCGAAAUACAGAAGAAAGUUCGAAUUAAUGUGAAGAGGAAAGUGACAUUUGAGUCGACUGAUGAUGAUAGUGGUGCGGAUAAAACUGAUAAGCAAUCGCCAAUAAAAAAAAAAUUAUCAAGUCUGUUUCUGGAUUGAAGAGAAAACCUUCAACUGAAAUUUGUGAUGAUGAAAAUGUGGUAGUUGAGAAAUUU